Serpula lacrymans var. lacrymans S7.9 is the source of this 264-nucleotide messenger RNA. RefSeq lists its product as uncharacterized. NCBI's taxonomy places the organism in Eukaryota, Fungi, Basidiomycota, Agaricomycetes, Boletales, Serpulaceae. The transcript has 2 exons. Bases 1 to 264 code for a protein of 87 amino acids. The record is from RefSeq and is a predicted model, not a curated record.
AUGGUUAGCCCCGAAUUGCCGGCCGUUAUCUCCGGUACUGGUUCGGAGCAGGUCGCUACAGGCCUGGAUAAGACUACUAUCAAAUUCUUUCUGGACCACGUAACCUCUCAACUAAAAGGCAUCAACCUUGCAAAUGUGAAGCAGACACUUCUCAACAAGGGGCAUAUCAGAGACGGACGAUGGGCCACCUUCAAGUCAGGUCCAGCCAAAUCUAAAGAUAACGAGGAAAUAUCUUCCACGCCUCUUACAGAUGUUAUAACGUAG